AUGCUCGGGCAGAGACCUCAUGGUGCUCAACUGGCCCAUCGCAUGAGAAAUCAUGGGGUUUGCUUGACGCAUGACCUCGUUACUUCGUUCAGGCGCACCUGUGCUGCGUGUCUGUGCGGUAGCACUAGCACGGUGGUGAUUGUGUGUCGCUACGUAUCAACAGAGGCCUUGUCUGCUGUGCUGUCCCCAUCUCCAUCGUCAUGCACGCCGGCGUCCACGUCGAAGUUGUCGCCGUCGCAGCCACUGUCCACGUUGCGACCGCCACGCGUUGCAUCUCCUCCGCCGCUUUCUCUCUUGUCUUGGGCUGUGGACGGCUCAGGCCAUACUCAUCACCGUUGUCGGCGCCGCUUGUCCAUGAUGGAGCGCAUUCCACUCGUGUGCGAGACGAUUCGAGCCACUGCGCCGGAUGUCGUUGCUCUCCAAGACUCCACCCCAGAGCUCGCGGAGGCGCUCAUCAAGACUCCCCACGAGGGCACCGUAGCGACUUCGUCAACUCCGGCACCGGAAAGGCGUUUUCACAUCUACUGCGCUGAGCUAGCCCGUAAGCUGCAACGGCAACAGCCAAGUAGCGCUUUGCCGCCUUUAUCAGCAUCAGCUGCACCAGUCGCACCUCCAACCACUGAAGCACAACGGAGUGCAAGCUCCCAUGAGCAGCCGUCGCAGACCAUGGACGCGCCUGCACCUGUGGCUAGCUCCCCGGCGGCCCCAACUGCCCCGUCACUCUCGUGCCGCUACCGUCUUGUCGGACGUGCUCGAAACGGCCGCUGCGGUGAAGUGCAGCUCUUCAUCAAGGAGGAUUCUGUUUGGGCUGCUCAGCUGCUUCCUGGCAUGGGUGCCGGCCUCACGGUGGAGUUGUGCAGCCGCACCCCUGCCGCUCUGCCUCCGCGUUCUUCGACAAGUGAUGCCCCCACCUUGGACACCUCCUCAUCGGAGAGUGGCGCCGCAGCGAGCUCGGCAGCGAAGCAGGGCAGUGACGAACCAGGCGGCAGCGGGACUGACUUACCGUGUCACCGCUGCGUGCUCACUACCGUCGACCUCUCAUACCGGGGCAAGAGUCUCGGCACCAAAACCGAGGGGCUGCUGGCUGACGCUGCGGUCAGCGCCGAGGGCAGCCCUUUUACGCUCCAAACUCAGCAGCCAUCGUCUCUGUCUGCCGCCAAGCGACACGGACGGGCGCCAGGUCAGCUGGACCCACACCGUGCCAUGGCGCUUGACUGGGUGUAUCACCACGUGCGGCCCGACGUGGUGGUCGGCAACCUCUUCACCGGCGCACGCGAGCACGUCCCCGGCUUCGAGGACGUGUGGGUGCGGGCAGGGUCGCCAGCGGGGCAGGAGCGGACGACAAACACGUGUGCGCGGCACCGAGUUGAUCACGCGACGAACUAUUUCUACUUUCGGCCCUCUCGCAACGUGGCGUCGCCGGAGGCGAUGGAGGGCCUCAUGCGGAUGAAGGAGGCCGAAGCAACGGCCAGCAAGUCUCUAUCAUCGCCUCCAACUCAACCUCCAACAACUGAAGGCGCUUUGAAGAAUGCGGCUUCUGCAGGGCCGACGAGUGGCCAGACCACGGGGGUGACAAGCACGACCGUUGUUGCAGUCGCUGCGGACGCUCCAGUCGGCACCCCGAUCCCGCUCGCCGCUUCUCGGGACCGUGCGACGGGCUCGUGGCAACUGCGCUCUUCUUCUGCGCGGGGAGGGACGUUUGUUGAGGGUGCUGAGCACCGGGUUGGCGGUGCGGCUUCUUCUUCGGGGGCGGAGCACCAUCGCGUGGCAGAGGUCAGUGGCGACGAUGUUUGCACGUCGGGUGACCUCACCGCAGGGAUGCCAGAGGUCUCGGGGCGGUUUCAGCGCUGCCUGCUGCGUGGCUGGGUGCGCCGUGGCCCAGCCUCGCGAAGCGGGCAUCUCUCCGCCCACCCUUUUCUGCGGCAGUAUCCCUACUGUCGUGUUGUGGUACUGCGGCCCACAGUGGAGGUGGAGCUGUCGGCAGUCGAGCAGGCCUGGCAUGCACGGUAUAUCACAGCUCAGUACAGUAAGCAGAGGCCUACCACGCUAACACCGUCAGCGACUGCUGAGACACCUGGAGGCGAUAUCGAGAGCAAGUCGGGAGAAGCUGGACCAGAGGUGACCAAUGUAUCCCAGGCAACCCGAACCGGGGAGGCGUCGCCAUCGCCGUCGCAUCAGGCACGGGUGAACUCUCGCGUGCGCUGCUCCGUGUCGGACCAGUACCCACUACUCACUCUACUGUCAUGA
Messenger RNA from Leishmania braziliensis MHOM/BR/75/M2904, 2247 nucleotides. RefSeq lists its product as hypothetical. The transcript has a single exon. NCBI's taxonomy places the organism in Eukaryota, Euglenozoa, Kinetoplastea, Trypanosomatida, Trypanosomatidae. Gene Ontology annotation, biological process: double-strand break repair. The coding region runs from base 1 to 2247 and encodes 748 amino acids. Gene Ontology annotation, cellular component: cytoplasm; PML body. Gene Ontology annotation, molecular function: single-stranded DNA binding; 5'-tyrosyl-DNA phosphodiesterase activity. The record is from RefSeq and is a predicted model, not a curated record.